This is a messenger RNA of Saccoglossus kowalevskii, 1248 nucleotides long. RefSeq lists its product as uncharacterized. Lineage: Eukaryota; Metazoa; Hemichordata; Enteropneusta; Harrimaniidae. The record is from RefSeq and is a predicted model, not a curated record.
AUGGAUAUUCUUGCUAUAGAUAUUAUUACUAAACUGUGCACUGAUUUCUAUACAGACUCGGAAAUAGAGUACGUUAAGGUGUUAUUGUUUGAUCUGUGUGGUGAUCAUAGCUCAAAACGUCUGAUUCGCCGACAAGGGCAUAAAAAAUCUAUGAAUAAUGUACAAGAUAUUUUGGUUCUGUUGCAAGUGAUCGACCAGGAUUAUAUUCCGUGUUUUGUGGUUAAAGACCUGUCAAGGCUACCACCUGUAGAUUAUAAUCAUGUUGACCUAUCAUUACUAUUGAAAGACAACACUCAAUUUAAACAGAACAUUGAAGCAUUGAAAGAAGGUUUGAAUUCCAUGUCUAAAUUGCAUGGGAAUAUAUUUGACGAACUUCGUUCAAUCAAAGAAAAACUAUUGGUUAAAGCUGACACUACUAUGUUAAUUAAUGCAUGUGACAACACAGAAUUACCUGUCGCGAAUUCUCAAAUUAAUGAGGUAUGUAGCUACAGUGAUGUGGAAGUGACCAAUAAUGAAAGCGAAUGUGCCAUAAUCACAGAUGUUGAUGGUGCUGUCGCUAAGGAAGCUACAGGCGUAUCAAAUGUGAAUGGUUUCACUACGGUACGAGAUAAACGUUGUGAAAAACGUAGACACCAAAGUUAUGCAGACGCGGUUGAAUUUAGAACUAAUGGUUGCUACGAGUCCAAUUUGUUACCAAAACCAACUCCUAGUGAAAAUCGUGAAAGUGUUAAGAACCCCAGUCAUCUACGUAAUCGCUAUGCUGUUAAAGGUUUUCAUUGGCAGACGCAAGACCGAUCAUGGUAUACCAAUUGUACAUGGCGUAUGAGCGCUUUUAUAAGCAGACUAGGUCCUGACACUACUGUUGAUAUGCAGAAAAGCUAUAUUAAGAAUUCUAUGAAUAUUACCGAUAUCUGUUGUGUACGCCUCGAUACAAGGUAUAAUACGUACUCGCCAUUUUGUGUGUCAACAACUGAAACAUACUUUCUAUCACUCAUGAAUCCUGACUCUUGGCCAGAAGAAGUACAUGUACGAAAAUUUUUCAACGUCGUAAUUAAUAUAAUACAAUGUCCACGAUUAAUAUUGCCUCCUAUAAUUGUAGAUCAAUUAAAUCUACUGCGCCUACUGUUAAUAGAUUAUGUGAAAGUCAUAACAUUUGUCUCUUACAAGAACACUGGCUAUUACAUGAAGAUUUGGCUUAUUUAUCAUCAAUUCAUACAAAUUUCCAUGCUUAUGGUGUGUUGGCAGUAG